UUUUGUUUUAGAAAGGUUGCUAAUAUAAUGGUCUACAAUAAUGGGUCUAUGCUUUUUCACGAUAAAAAUGAUAGUUAUCCUGAUAUAAACAAAAACAUCUAAAAAAAUGAACUUUUUUCAACUAGACUCAUUUUUGUUUCCCAAUUUACUUAUUUGUAAGCAAUUUUAUCGAAAAAAACUUUGAAUGAAAGUUUAAGAUCUAUUCUUUCUCAAUCCAACGAUAUAAAUCUUGCUUACAAAAAAUCGGAAAUGUCGCUCUGGGAGGGGGAAAUAGCAACGCGCUACACUUUUACGCUACGAGCUACGCGGUCCCCUCACAUCAAGCUCGCACAAGCCAUGCGUCUAUUUGAAAAACGAGAGAUUCUCAGUUAUAUUUUAUUCUUCAAUACUCAUAGUUCAGAUUGAUAGAAUAGUUUUUAUGUUCAAUAGAAAAGUAGCUUGUUUUUGUGGCUUUAAGUUCAUAAAAUUAUAUUGUUAGAUUUUAAGAGAACCAUUGUGACUAGAUGUUGUAUAGAAUGCAUAAUAUGGAUAUUUUUGAAGAUACAAAUGCAGAGUGAGGCUCAUAGCAUAACUAUAUAACAUAUAACUAUAUUAUAUACAAAAGACUAAGUAUUUUGUAUGCUACAUUUUGACAAUACAGUGGUGAGCUGGGCCCAUAGAAAUAGAUGACAUCUAUUAUUAUGGCUGGGCCGGGCAGUAGGGGUGCGGCGCUAACGUUGCUCCUCUCAAUAUUGUUUUUGUUGCUAAAUAAAGAAAAGAAACUCGUUCUUUGCAUUCUCGUAUGAGUGGCAUUCUCAUCCCUCAUGUCAGUUUCAGAGGGAAGUUUGCCAAGUUCGGACGUGCGUGGUAGACUUUUCGUAGUGAAGCACGUGGUAGAUUUUUCGUAAUUUUUCGUUGUGAAGCACGUGGUAGAUUUUUCGUAAUUUUUCGUAGUGAAGCACGUGGUAGAUUUUUCGUAAUUUUUCGUAGUGAAACACGUGGUAGAUUUUUCGUAAUUUUUCGUAGUGAAGCACAUGGUAGAUUUUUCGUAAUUUUUCAUAGUGAAACACGUGGUAGAUUUUUCGUAAUUUUUCAUAGUGAAACACGUGGUAGAUUUUUCGUAGUUAGUGCAUUGAUGGUGACAAUUUUUUCACACAGUUCGAUUAUGAAUUUAUUUAUUUGUGAUCCCUUCUGAGUGAUUACACACAAAAAUAUAGUUUUGUAGAAAUAUCAGUUCGGCGUGAUGUGCUCCUGUUACUCCAAACAAGUUUGAAACAAUUAGUGAUGGAUGAAUCGGACUUAAAUUGUUUAAUUUGUGGUAACAAACUAGAUGACAAUAUUGUAGUUGUAAAGAAUGGAAUCAAUGCUAUUUCUGAAGCCAGCAAAAAAAGAAGAGACAGUUUACAUGAAAAACUACGAGGAAAGAGUACUAUUAAAUUACACAAGUUAUGUAGGCAACAAUACACAAGACCUUCGAGUAUUCAAGCAGCUAUAAAGACACUAGAUGAACAAAAUGAACCCAGUACAUCAACCACUGGAGUUACUCGUAGAACCCAUCAGGACAAUUUUGAUUUUAAGUUGUGUUGUUUUAUUUGUGGAAAAUCAGCAAAUUACAGCUCUAAAAUUCCAACUCAAUAUAGAAAACCAUUUCACGAAGUAACGACGAUCGAGUUCAAAGAAAGUUUUUUACAAAAGUGCAACGUUAGGAGUGACAUAUGGGGUGAAAAUGUAAAAGCCCGACUUCUAAGUGCAAUAGACUUAGUAGCAGCAGAAGCGCGCUAUCACAAACAUUGCUACACAGAAUUUACUAAAUCUAAACCGAUUGAAACACAAAAAGGUAGACCUCAAACCAAAUUAGCUUCUACAUUUACCAAAGUAUGUAACUAUAUAGAAAACAAUGAUGAGUGCCAAUAUACUAUAAAAGAAGUUCAGGAUAUUUUUAAAUCUUUAGCUGAUGAUGAUGCUGCUUAUUCUGACAAACACUUAGGAAAGCUUCUCCAAGAGCAUUUCAAAGAGAGACUAACAUUAACAAAUGUUUCUGGUAAAAAGAAUGUUUUCUGCCUUACUGACAAUGUGCAUAAAAUUGUGGACAAUUGGUAUAGAAACAGGGUUCUUGAUCUAGAAGAAGAGAAGAAGAGGAUUGUUUCAGCUGCUGCCUCAAUAAUAAGAGAAGACAUACAAAGGAAAACCUAUGACUUCAAUUCGUAUCCAGAUUUGGAAACAAUUAAAUCAGGUGGAAAAAAUCUCAUCCCCGAGACUCUUGAAAUGUUCAUGUCACAGGUUACAAAGAAGAGGAAUUCAAUUGAAUCACAAAAAGUCAAUAAGAAAUGUAUUGUUAUAAGUCAUGCUAUAAUAUCUGCUGUGAGACCAAGAUCAUUCCUUUCACCUAUACAGACAAGCCUAGCUUUGACUUUACAUCGACUGUAUGGUUCUAAACAUUUAAUAAACAUGUUGUCUUCAAUGGGAGUGUGUGCAUCAUACAACGAAGCUUCGACUUACAUAACGUCACUAAUCAGUGCUGGCUCCCCAAUUAUUGAACCUGAUGGAUUUCUUCAACACGUUUUUGACAAUGCCGACGUAAAUAUUCGAACCUUAGAUGGACUAGGAACUUUUCAUUCCAUGGGAGGCAUUCAGUGCAUCACACCAGGUUCUUGUGUCCAAACUCAAACUACUGUGAAGAGGAUUUCAAGUGGAUCAUUUCAAAACAUUGAAAGUAUUCGUGAGUAUGUGUAUCCAAUGAAGAAAAGAAAUGCUGGUCUGUCUAACAUGAUCAUUGAAGACUUGGAUAAACUGAAAGAAGUUGGAAGUGUGUCAUGUUUACCUUCAGAAUAUUUGCAUCCCCUCAACUUCGUAUGGCUUUCUCAUGUACACUCACAGCCUGGGUGGAGUGGAUUUAUGACCAACCUAAUGACAAACUCAGCAGAAUGUCAAACAACAUACAUUAUGGCAGUACCAUUUAUUAAUUUGGAUCCCAGCAAUAUGUCAACCAUCUACACAGCAUUGCUUUUUGCAGCUGACCAAAGUAAGAAACAAAAUCAAACCUGUAUUGUUACAUUUGAUCAGCCUCUUUUCUUAAAAGCUAUGGAUAUAGUAGGUGCCUCUGAUAAAGACAGUAAAAUAUCGAAAACUGUUGUCCGUUUGGGAGGAUUUCAUUUACUGAUGUCUUAUAUGGGAGCUAUUGGGAAGAUUAUGGAAGGAAGUGGUCUAGAAGAUCUCUGGGGCACAGUGUAUGGAAAAGCUACAGUAAGUCAUAUGAUGAAUGGGCAUGCUUAUGACAGAUGUCUUCGAGCAUUUACACUAACAGUAGCAGCUCUAAUGAACAUUGCUAGAGAGCAGUUUCCUGAUAUCCAACACUGUUUUGAUGAAGUAUGUAGAAAAAUUAUUUCAGGAGAAAUGUCAACAAAACAUGCAUUAGAGAACCCCUUGCUAUUAGAAAAACUCAAUCAAUUGGAUGAAUGUAUGAAAACCAUUGAAAAGACAAGCAGGACAGCUAAGUUGUGGCUGCAGCUUUUUCACACUAUAGAUUUAGCUCUUAAUUUUGUGUAUGCUGAGAGGACAGGAGAUUGGAUUAUGCAUUUAAAAUGCACAACAGAUAUGCUUCCAUAUUUCCAUGCAUCAGGCCACUUGCCUUAUGCAAAGUCUGCACAUAUUUAUGCCCAAGAAAUGACCAAAAUAACUGAAAAACUCUCUGAAAAAGAAUUAGAUCUUUUCAUCAACAAGGGAUAUUUUACUGUGAAAAGAACAACAAGAUACUGGUCAGGAACAUGGACAGACAUGUGCAUAGAGCAAUGUCUGAUGAGGCCAAUGAAAUCUGUAGGAGGACUCACUCAUGGAAGGGGAAUGAAUGAAAGUACUGUGAAUAAAUGGAUUCUUGGGACACCAUACUUCAUAAAGAUUAAUGAAGCAUUAGAGGAGUUCUUAGACAUUUCUAUUACCUACAGUGAACAACAUGUUGAGCUGAGAAAGUCAAGAAAACUCAGAGACCAAGCUGAUAUUGAUAAGUUCACCACAUGGUUCAGACAACACAAUCCAUUAAAUAAGGAAUCUGGAGAGCUAGUUUCAUUAUCAUCUGGUUUCAUCAGUGAUGAGUCAGUCAACUGUGACCAAGCCUAUGACAUAGGUUGUGCUGCUAUGAAGACAAUGAUAGCUCUCAAAAAUUGAAAUUGUAUCUUGAAUAUGAACUGUCUUCACAUCCACCAUCUCUCUUCGACAAUGUUUCACUAAGAAAAGGAACUAAAUCAUCUAUCCUGAAAGUGUUUCAAGAUGCUGUAAUAGAGGAAGAAGAAAUUGAUCAAACAAAUUUAUGUGUGAUUAUUGAUGGAGGAUUUCUCCUUCAUUAUGUUCCCUGGCCACAAGACUCCACUUAUGGAAAUAUCAUACACAUUUAUCGAAAAUAUGUUGUAGAAAACUUUGGAGAAAAUGUAACGGUUGUAUUUGAUGGCUAUCCAGAAGACUGUACAACUAAACAAGAAGAGCAGAAUAGAAGAGCAGCAAAAAAAUCCUCAAAUGACAUAGAUUUUGAUAGGAACACAAAAUGCUUAACAUCAAAGGAAGAAUUUUUAGGCAACAGAAGAAACAAGAAGAAGCUUAUAUUUUCAGUUUCUGAAGAGCUUAUAAGUUCAAAUAUCAAUACAAUUGUUGCAAAAGACGAUGCUGAUAUUUCCAUUGUGACGACUGGAAUAGAGGAGCUGAAGAGACACAAAACUGUUAUGUUGUAUGGUACAGACACUGAUUUGUUGAUACUGUUGAUAGCUCUUGCCCCUGAGAAUCAAGAAAUCUACUUCUGCAAACAGAUAACAGGAAGAUUGCAUGGAAAAGUGUUCUACAGCAUUUCAAAGAUAAUAGAUAAGGUGAAAAAUACAAGGAAGCUUUUACUGUUUGCUUAUGCAAUAACAGGCUGUGAUACAACUUCUUCUUUUUUCGGCCUUGGAAAAAUAAAAUCUUUAGAAAUUGUUCAAAAAUCAGAAGAAGCUCAAAGACAAGCAUCAGUGUUCAUUUGUGAAAAUUCAUCUAAAGAAGAACUGAAAAGAAAUGGUGAAGAUUUUAUUCUGAAUUUGUAUGGCCAGAAAAAGCACACAAGCCUCAAUGAAGCACGUUACUUCAUGUUUACAAAACUAGCAAGAAAAUCAAAACUCAGAUCUAAUUUUGAUCUUGCUAAGCUUCCUCCAACGUCUGAAGCUGCACAUCAACAUAUAUUUAGAGUGUAUUUGCAAGUGCAGACAUGGCUUGGAAAUAGAAUGGAUGCUACAGAUUGGGGCUGGAAGAUGGAAAUGGUGAAGAAAAAUGGUGAUCACAAGAAAAGUUUAAAACCGGUACAAAGCACCAAACCCUUUGCACCUGAUGACCUUCUGCA
Molecule: messenger RNA, 5332 nt
Organism: Nilaparvata lugens (brown planthopper)
Lineage: Eukaryota; Metazoa; Arthropoda; Insecta; Hemiptera; Delphacidae
Exons: 2
Coding region: 1264-4140 (958 amino acids)
Source: RefSeq, a predicted model, not a curated record